UAUGGCAUUUACUUACAAAAGUUGGUGUGGAAGAUUCAAAACCCCAUCCGUUCAUUAACGAGUUCAUUCCAACCAUUGAAAAUGAUGAUGGUAUCUGUUAUACACGUCCCCAAAAAAUUACCAGGGGUUAGGGAAGAUGGAAGUGUGUCUCACUUCUUUCAUCGAGCUAUCAAAGCUUACAAUACUGGAACACGGAAACGUCGAAAGAUCCAUCGUGAUGAUUUUAGUGAUGUCCGCUGGCAUAAGACUGGUAGGACAAAACCAGUGGUGUUGGAUGGUGUUCAAAGAGGAUGCAAGAAGAUUAUGGUUCUCUAUAUUACCCAGGCCAAAGGUGGAAAAGCGGAGAAGACUAAUUGGGUGAUGCACCAAUAUCAUCUAGGAACUGAGGAGGAUGAAAAAGACGGGGAGUACGUUAUUUCUAAAAUAUUUCAUCAGCAGCCACAGCAACAAACCAAACAGGGUGAUAAAACUGAGCCGGAUUUACCUGAAAUGACUGAUACAAUGACUGUUAAAGUAGAUCCUGUGACACCCAAGCCUGUGACACCUAAGCCUGUGACACCUGACCCUCCACGGACAGGGAGGCAAUGCCAUGAACAUGACCAAGGACAGGACUAUACAGUUUCUUACAUCAACCCCGCUGCUCAGGAAUUUUCAGCAAAGCAUCCUACAAUGCAGUAUGUUGAAGAUGAAGUUCAAACUGAAUGUGAAAAUUCCAGUCACGAUGAGCUACCUGGUCAAGAAAACCAUGCUAACCAGAUGUUAGAUAAUGAUGGUAAUAAUGAUAACGAUAAUCAUGCCGAUGAAGAUUCAAAAUGGUGGGAUGGUGAAUCGCAGUUCUUGUUGGAUUCACAGCAGCUAGUGGAAGGGCUCUCUCUUUGCGAUGAGCUCCUUCAGAGCCAGUCACCAAAGAGGGAUGUUAAUGGUAAUGAUGGGAUACCAGACAGUAAUCCCCGUCUUUCCGAUUAUGGUCAUCUUGGAGCAGAACAUCUCAAGAAGGAUCUGGAGGAGUGUCAAAACCUUGAAGGUGAUAACCCAACAAACAUAGAACUCGAUACACCACACGAGUUCCACCUGAGUCAGCUUGACUUUGCAUCACAGGAUAGCUAUAUUGCUUGGGGUUGGAGAAAGGUAACUGACUAAAUACAUGUCAUGAAUCAUGGAGAAGCACGUUGUAGAAUAUUUUGCGAAAACUUUACCUUAUCAAUCUUUUUAUUAUUUUGGGGCUAUUU
Molecule: messenger RNA, 1229 nt
Organism: Hibiscus syriacus
Lineage: Eukaryota; Viridiplantae; Streptophyta; Magnoliopsida; Malvales; Malvaceae
Product: SUPPRESSOR OF GAMMA RESPONSE 1-like
Exons: 4
Coding region: 82-1140 (352 amino acids)
Biological process (GO): regulation of DNA-templated transcription
Cellular component (GO): nucleus
Molecular function (GO): transcription cis-regulatory region binding; DNA-binding transcription factor activity
Source: RefSeq, a predicted model, not a curated record